AUGGUGAUGUGUGUGCUGCUGGCGUCCCCCCGGCAGCGCAAGACAGAGGCAUUCCUCUCCAGCCUGCUCAGCUCCGUCAAGGCACUCUCCAAGCAGAUGGAGGAGCAGGGAGGAACAGGAGGAGCAUCGGGCAGUGCAGCGAGCUUGAUGGGGGUGAGAGAGGCGGCCGCGGCUGCCAGGAAGCAGCAGCUCAUCCUCAAGACGCUGCAGGAGUCAAUGGAGGACCUCAAGUCAAGGCAGUCAACGGACUACUCCCCCCAGUUCGCCCGCAUUCUAGCAGUGCUCAAGGCGCUGGUGGCGCACAUCAAGGCCGCCACGGCCAACGGAGGGCUGGGACUGGGCCUGGGCGAGCAGCUGCCUCAGUUGCCGUCGCUUGACAUGGAUCUGCAGCCGCAGGCACAGGUAACAGCGCAGCAGGCGCAGCAGAUGGAGCGGCUGCUGCAGCAGGUGCUGGCGGAGGUGCGCAACGGCACGCACCUGACGCUGCUGCUUAGGGCUCAACUCACAACUCAUCCCCCUUCCCCGUACUCUCUCUUUCCCCUCUUCCCCCCCAUCUUUCCCUUGUUCCCCGUACUCUUUCUUUCCCCCUUCCUCCCCUUCUUUCCCCCUUCACCCCCUUCUUUUCCCCAACCACAGCUGCAGCCGCAGUCACAAAUAUCAGCGCAGCAGGCGCAGCAGAUGGAGCGGCUGCUGCAGCAGGUGCUGGCGGAGGUGCGCAACGGGACGCACCUCACUUUGCUCCUCCGCGCCGUCUCCACGCAGACCACCAUCCUCUCGCGCCUUGCCAAGCGCUUCUCCUCCCUCCAAUCCGCCGCCUUCCAAGCCUCCACCGCUGCCGCCGCCGCUGCUACACCCGCGCCCGCCGCCCCUGACUCUGCUGCCGGCGCUGGCGGUGCGGCGUUCAAGUCCCUGCAGGGGCUGGUGGCGAUGGUGCUGCAGAACUCACAGAAGCACAUGGCGGCGCUGAGGGAUGUGAAGCGCAUGCUCACGGGGGAGGAGGCGGGUGGCAAGGGGGAGUCGUUCUCCCUGCCGGCACGCACGUUGUCCGUGGUGCAGGAGAGCGCACGCGCGCUGCAGCAGAUGCCUGCGCUGCUCAUGCAGCUGGACCGCCGGCUCCAGGGCGUGGCACGGCACGAGCGGCUGAAGCAGCUGAUGGCGCAGGAGGCUGCUGCACGUGCCGCCAAGCAGAAGGAGGCAGAGGCUGCAGCCGCAGGGAAGGCGGCGGCUGCGGCAGCAGGGGGUAUGCAAAGAGAGGGAGCAGGCGGGCAGAAGGAGGAGGGGAGCCAAGAGAAGCGCGCGGUGGAAGGGGCAGGGCAGCAGCAGCAGCAGCAGCCGCAGGGAGGGAUGGGAGGCGAGCAGGCUGGAGGGAGUGCAGAGGAGAAUAUCAGUGGGCGUUCUGCCUCUGGAGAGGUGGAGAGAGGGAGAGAGGGGCAGGCGGGAGGUGGGGAUGCUGGAGGGGCGGAGCAAGAGGGAGGAGAGGUGAGGAGGGACGGUGGGGGAGAGAGCGGGGAUGGGGAAGGUGGCGGGGAUGGCGAGGGGGGGAGAGCACAGGGAGCGACUGGGGAAGGAGAUGGAGGAGGGGAGGGGGGAAAGGCAGGAGCAGGUGGAGGAGAGGGGGGAGCAGGGGAAGCAGAGGGUGGAGGGGAAGGAGGGGGCGCAGAGGGAGAAGAAGGGGCAGGGGGAGGAGGGGGAACAGGGGGGGUGGUGCCGAUCGAGUGGGCGAAGCCUGAGGAGAUGGACAGCGAGCGGGCCGACCUGGUGUCGCUGCUCAAGGCCCGAAGGGACGAGGCGGGCGAGCGCGGCAGCGAGGACAGCGGCGUGAAGAGUGGCAGCGGUGGUGAGGCGGUGAAGCCCCGGCGGAAGUGGAAGAAGCACAAGGGUGGGGAGGGGCGCGGUGCGGUGGGAGGCGGUGGGAAGGAGAGAGAGGAGGAGGAGGAUGAGGAGGAGGAGGAAGAGGAGGAGGGGGAGGGGGAAGGGGAGGAGGGAGAGGAGGAGGGAGGAGAGGGGGAGGAAGAGGGAGGGGAGGACGAGGAGAAGGGUGGAGGGAAGGGGAAAGGAGAAGGUGGGGUGAAGAGUGGGGUCGGGCGCAAGGAGAGGGUGUCUGGGGGGGAAGGUGGGGAGGCAGGGAGGGGGAGGAGAGGAGGAGGAAAAACGCGCAUUCCGAUGGAGCAGGCGGAGGAGCAGCAGAGCAUGGGGGCGGGGGCGCGCACAGGGCUGCGACUGAAGAGCAUGGGCAUCGAGGAGCUGCUGAGCCUGGAGGACGAGGAGGAUGAUGAGGAGGCGGGCGCAGGGGGAGGGGGAGGGCAAGGUGGGGGAGUGGGAGAGGGGAAGGAAGUGGGUGUGGAUAGGGAGGGUGGUGUUGAGGUGGCUGGGGAGGGGGGAAGGAGCAGUGGUUGGGGGGGAGGGCGAGGAGGGCAGCAAGGGCAGGGGAUAAGGAUGGGAGUGGGGGGAGGCGGAGGGGGAGUGGGAGCAGCAGCGAGGGUGGGCAAGGCGGUGUUGGAUGAUGUGGAGGGGGAGGAGGCGUGGAGGGAGGCGCUGCCCACGCAGGGGUACAUUCCCCAAGGGCCGUUUGCCAGCGCGUCGGAGUGGAGGCAGCGAGUCCUGGCAGGCAACUCGCUCUUCACACGCUUCAGUGGCUACCGCAUGGGCCCGCGCAGGCUGGUGGGCGUGGGGGUGGUGCCGCGCACCAUGAGGGGCCGCCUUGCUGCCACCCACUGCAGAUGGUUCGGGCCAGCGCUGCUGGCGCUGGACUGUGCGGUGAACGUGACGUACUCACUGGGGCAGCAGGGGUCCGCCUCGCAGCACACAGAGGCCGUUAUCGAGGCCGCCUUUAGCGAGGACGUGCCCAACACAGGGGGCUUCCUGGCUGUGCGCAUUGAAGGGACCGACUUUGUGCUCUACAGGGAAGCCCCUCUCACCUUCCCCACCACGGCCCCAGGCCUCCCCUUCCCCUUCCACUCGGUACUGUGUCUCCUCCCAUCGGCGCGCAACGCAUCGGUGCCGGUGCAUCUGCUGCGCGAGGCGGUGGAGUACCACCGGCUGCUGGGCGCGGCGGUGGUGGUGCUGUACGACAGCGGGGGGUGGCUCGCCGUGGAGCUGCAGGAGCGAUUCCACGAUGACUUUGAGCGCCGGGUCGUACGGCGCACGGACUUCACUGGCGCCAAGCAGUUUGACCUCGAGAGGAACGGGCAGGUGCUAGCAAUGCACGACUGUGUGCACCGCCACGCCUUCACGGCCCGCUGGGUCAUCCCAGCCGCCAUCAACGAGUUCCUCUUUGUCGGCCUCCCCCCCGCCUCCAUCGCCUCCUUCCUCGACCCCUUCGCCUACCCCGCCACCUCCUCCUCCGAAACCGCCCUCUCAGACCCUCUCAUCGACUCCGCCGCCACCGCCGCCGCCGCUGCGGUAACCGCAUCCGGAGGCUCGGCAGCGGCAGCUGCCGAGGCUGCGGCGUACGUGCGGGCGGUGCCGUGGGUGAGCGUGGGGAGCCAGUGGUGGGCGACGCGGCUGUGCUCGCUGCCGUUCCGCGUGGCUGAGGGCGAGGCGUUCUCUAUGGAGCGCAUGGUGUUCCGUUGGCCCUACCCCGUCUGCCACGACCGCAUUCGCUUCCCCGACCCCCACCUCUGCCCCGGAGAGGCUGGCUUCCGCCGCCUCAUCAUGGAUCCACGCAAGAUUUCAGCGCUGGGGCUGCAUGAGGCGGAGUCAGCAUCGCGGGUGAGGGGGGUGCACGUGCGGAGCACGGUGGCCAACUUCAACCACCUGCAGGACGCUGUCAUGGACCCCACUGCGUGGUGCCAGCACACGCUGCUCAAGAGCGAGGUGCCGGAGUUUUAUGUGCGCGACGUGUACCUGCGGGAGGCAGCCCAGUCGUUGCGGGCGGGGCGUGUCUGCGACUUCACCAGAGGCCGCUGCGUGCCUGGCCCCGACUAA
Molecule: messenger RNA, 3927 nt
Organism: Closterium sp. Yama58-4
Lineage: Eukaryota; Viridiplantae; Streptophyta; Zygnematophyceae; Desmidiales; Closteriaceae
Source: the annotation of a GenBank genome assembly